AUGCCGUUCGAAACAGCCCUCACAAAAGCCCUGGGCAUUCGAGUCCCGGUAGUCCAAGGCGGCAUGCAAUGGGUUGGCUACGCUGAAAUGGCCUCCGCCGUCAGCAACGCCGGCGGUCUAGGCAUCUUGACCAGCCUUACCCAACCAACGCCCGCCGACCUGCGCAAAGAAAUCCAAAAGACCAGGCGAAUGACUUCCAAGCCUUUUGGCGUCAACCUGACAGUACUGCCCACGCUCUCGCCACCACCGUACGGCGAGUACGCGCAGGUGAUCAUCGACGAAGGUAUCAAGAUUGUCGAGACGGCCGGGCUGGUCAAGGACUACGUCGCUAAAUUCAAAGCUGCGGGCUGCACGGUUCUGCACAAGUGCACGACCAUCAGGCAUUCCCUUUCCGCGGUGAAGAUGGGCGUGGACUUCAUCAGUAUCGACGGCUUUGAAUGCGCAGGCCACGUAGGGGAGCACGACAUCCCGAACUUUGUGCUGCUUAACCGCGCAAAAGAGCAGCUGCGGAAACCGAACGGGGAUCCAGUCCCUUACAUUGCCUCUGGAGGAAUGGCGAAUGGGAGUUCUCUGGCUGCUGCGCUCAGUCUGGGAGCUUGUGGGAUCAACAUGGGGACGAGAUUUAUGGCUACCGUCGAGGCGCCGAUUCAUCAUAAUAUCAAGCAGUCGAUCGUGAACGCCACUGAAGACGACACCGAUCUGCUCAUGAGGAGAUGGACGAACACGGCUCGUUUCUUUCGGAAUACGGUCACGCAAGCUGCUGCCAAGGUGGAGAAGGAGAGUACGUCGGGGAAGUUUGAGGAGAUUGCGGAUUACGUGUUUUUGAACGGAGAUCCGGACUACGGUGUCUGGACCGCAGGCAUCUGCAUCGGCCUCAUCCACGACAUCCCGACCUGCGACGAGCUGCUCAAGCGAAUAGAGACCGAAGCCCGAGACGCAGUCAUGGAACAAGCCUCCCUUUUCAAAGAAGACAGCAAAGCGAAGCUCUAA
Molecule: messenger RNA, 990 nt
Organism: Saxophila tyrrhenica
Lineage: Eukaryota; Fungi; Ascomycota; Dothideomycetes; Mycosphaerellales; Extremaceae
Exons: 3
Coding region: 1-990 (329 amino acids)
Molecular function (GO): nitronate monooxygenase activity
Source: RefSeq, a predicted model, not a curated record